Helianthus annuus (common sunflower) is the source of this 633-nucleotide messenger RNA. RefSeq lists its product as uncharacterized. The record is from RefSeq and is a predicted model, not a curated record. The transcript has a single exon. Lineage: Eukaryota; Viridiplantae; Streptophyta; Magnoliopsida; Asterales; Asteraceae. Bases 1 to 633 code for a protein of 210 amino acids. Gene Ontology annotation, biological process: defense response to other organism.
AUGGCAUUUAACAGUAGAUGUUGGUGUAUAGUCAUAUCAAUAUUAACCAUCAUAACCGCGGUCAUCGUCGUAUGCGUGUAUUUCACCAACCCAUCAGAUCCUGCAUUCACCAUCAAUGAUUUUUACGUCUCGGCCCUCAACUUAUCAGACAUUUCCUCCACCACCACCGCCGCGAAUCAGACCAUGUUCUUUGACAUGAAGCUCCAUAACAAGAACAAAGCCAUGGGGGCUUACUACGAUCCUGUUAAGAUUAUCUUUUCUUACAUCCCUAACAUCAAGUUGACUUUUGUUGUGGCUGAAUACACGGUGCCAAAGUUUUACCAACGUAAUCAGAAAAGCAAGCAUGUGAUAGCAACGGUGACUUCCCGCGGCAUAACACCGUAUAACAGAACGGUGACAUCUUCGGUGUUCAAGGUGGAGGUGUUAACCAAAGUGGGGUUUACAACACCUGCUAACCGUAAGAAGAGGAGGGUGAGUGUGGUGGCCAACGUUAGAGUUGGCCAAACGGGAGAAAGAGAUUCAAAAAAAGGCAUUAGACUCUUUGAAUCCGGUGUGGGUGAUGGGCUUGGAGGUUUAAGCAUAAAGAUAUUGAUGUUGAUCCUUUCUACUACAACCAUUUUAAUAAUUACCUGA